Molecule: messenger RNA, 1650 nt
Organism: Aphanomyces invadans
Lineage: Eukaryota; Oomycota; Saprolegniomycetes; Saprolegniales; Verrucalvaceae
Exons: 1
Coding region: 37-1626 (529 amino acids)
Biological process (GO): vesicle-mediated transport
Cellular component (GO): cytosol; endocytic vesicle
Molecular function (GO): small GTPase binding; guanyl-nucleotide exchange factor activity
Source: RefSeq, a predicted model, not a curated record
CUCAGAAUCCGAGCCUCGUUGGGUGUGGCGAACGGCAUGCUGUCGUUGCCGUGGAAUCGAUUGCGCACCGCGGCAACCACGAAGGAGGAGAGGUCGCCAACAUCGUCGUCGUCGUCAUCCACGCUCUUGUCUGAGUUCCGCGAGAGUGCUGAGAGACCAUUGUUGUCCACAGAGCGUCGCGACGAGUUGCUCCAACUCGCCCGCGCCAAACGGAUAGCAUGGGUCGAAGGAACCGGAACGGGACGGCGUCGACGAGGCUCGGAUUCGUUCAAGACGAGCAACGUUCCCAGCCAUGUGAUUGAGUUGAUGAAGUGUGCUGAUGACGUGGUGCAUUUCAUGGACACCUUCGAUGUUGUCGCCACCCACCCUCCAGUGGCGCGGGACGCGGCAAGUGCAUCAUCGAAUGCGUCGACAAUCUCUAUUCUGCAAGAAAUUGUCGCGCAGAGCGAGGUUCCUCCCAAAGACGCUGUAGGUUGUACGGACCUGCCGCCACUACGAUUGGACCCAACGUUCCAGCGAGCCUACAACCAGCUGCUCGAUGUUCUCAGACACCCCGACGCCGCUGAUCUGGUGCACUCGAUCCAAGGCUUUGUCAAGUCUAUGCACGAGGCAUCGUCCCGCAAGUCAUCUAAUCCCUCGAACGGCGGCGAGAAGGUCCACAAUUUCAUCGCGCAUUUUCUCCAUUUGAUGCAGUUGUCGCCGUUAAUCAAGAAACUGGAGCAACAAGAAGCACUGCCGGACCUCCGGGAUCAAGGCAUGCGCCGUGAGACUCUCGAGGCUUUCCUCAUGGAGAAGCUGCAUGGCGCAGUGUUUGGCGCACGGCCCCAGGAGGACGCGAACCUGUCCGCCCGCAUCGCUUCGCUCGGGUUUCUCUCGUUCCAGCAUUUGGACAUCACCGCGACUUCGGACUUGGCGCGAUGGACCCUCAUUCAAGCGCGGCUGAUGGAAUUGCCGCGAUACUUGAGUCCCCGACGGCAAAUGGCAUGCAUUCUCCAAGUGUGCCACGAUCUCACGCACCUGUUGAAGGACCACUUGGGCGGUAAAUACCCCGGCGCGGACGAGUUCUUGCCCGCGCUCAUCUACACGAUCCUGAAAGCGAAUCCACCGCAUUUGCACAGCACGGUCGAGUACAUUCAAACGUAUCGCCACCCGUCCAAACUCCUCUCGGAGCCGGGGUACUUCUUCACUCAUCUCGUGUCGUCCUUGAGCUUUUUGGACCACUUGGACGACUCGGGCUUGUCGAUUUCGGCGGAAGAGUUUCACGACGGGCUCAAAGCGUCCACGAGGGAUUUGCACGCGGCUAUGCCAUCCACGGGACGCAUGGAAGCCAACGACAGCGCAGCGCAGGACACGGAUAGCUGUCCGAACGACUGCUCCCUUGACACCGCCCCGCUCUCUGUCCUCGACGUGUGGAAUCGCCGACGAAAGGCCAUUGCGACCCACACCUCCCCGCUCUUCACAUUUCGCUGGCCCUCCGUGGACGUCCCGACCACAACCACCGACUCGUUCAUGACUGCAACGCCAAACGACCUACGGCUAACCGACGUACCCGACCUCCUUGCCCAGUACAAGCUCCUCCACGUCAUAUGCCAACAGCAUGGGUUCGUACAACCGAAGAAUAUUUAACACGAAAUGCAGAGUACCAUGCCA